Oncorhynchus gorbuscha (pink salmon) is the source of this 778-nucleotide messenger RNA. Its product is annotated as placenta-specific protein 9-like. The record is from RefSeq and is a predicted model, not a curated record. Lineage: Eukaryota; Metazoa; Chordata; Actinopteri; Salmoniformes; Salmonidae. The coding region runs from base 211 to 522 and encodes 103 amino acids. The transcript is spliced from 3 exons.
AUAGAGAGCAAUAGAGAGCAAUAGAGAGCAAUAGAGAGCAAUAGAGAGAGAGAGAGAAGAAAGAAAAAAAAUGCAUACAGUCUAGGUUAGCUUUCAGGAGAUUUUGGGCACUGAAUACACUGUGAGUAUUUCUUUCUUUCUUCCCCGUAUUUCUCUUAUUGCAAGCACCAGUUAGACUCUACUCUUACCCUCCAGCUCCUCUCCUCCGCCAUGACCCGCCCCGCCACCAUCUCACUUGGACUUCUGCUCCUCCUCAUUGGCUACACAGCAGCAGGACCUGAGUCUGAGCUCCAACCCAGAGCUGUGCGGUCGAGUGCCUGUCAGGACCACAGUACUCUUCAUGACAGACUGGAUGUAGUGGAGAAGCGUGUAGAGGACACAGUUCAGAAGCUGGAGGAUGAGCUGGCUGUGCUCCUGGAUGCCAUAGAGGCCCCUGAGUGGAGCCCCCUGCUGGAAACUGCUGGAAAACCUGUGGUGGACAUCCUGGAUGGCCAGGGACUGGGAGAAGGUGGCGAUUCCUGAGAGAGGAGAGCAGAGAUCUCUGUUGAGGGGCUAUGCUACUUCACUCUGCCCUGAUGAGGGUGCACCUGGCAAGGACAGACAAUGAAAGAUACUUGAAUGUACAAUCUUUGUUUUUCUGGACUUGAAAGUGUACACAAACUAUAUAAAACAAGCCCUUUGAUGAGUAAACACAGGCUUAGUAUGUAUUCUGUGCAACAGUUGAUAGAUCACGACACUAAUGCUUACUUGACUGCAUAAUACACUCCUCUAAUCCUCA